Aspergillus ruber CBS 135680 is the source of this 1704-nucleotide messenger RNA. Its product is annotated as cholinesterase. Lineage: Eukaryota; Fungi; Ascomycota; Eurotiomycetes; Eurotiales; Aspergillaceae. The transcript is spliced from 4 exons. The coding region runs from base 1 to 1704 and encodes 567 amino acids. The record is from RefSeq and is a predicted model, not a curated record.
AUGAUCCGCACAGUCGUCGGUCUCCUCGCCCUCUGGGCAGGCGUACAAGCCGCGCCUACACGACGCGACACAUCGAGUCCUGCUGUGCGGGUCAGAAACGGAACAUAUGUCGGCGUAACGAACACAAACUACAACCAGGACCUGUUUCUGGGCAUCCCCUAUGCACAGCAACCGGUUGGAAACCUGCGGUUUACUGUGCCGCAGUCGUUGAAUGAGACGUGGGAUGGGGAGCGCGAUGCAAAGGAGUAUUCGGAUAGUUGUGUAGGAUAUGGAACGGAUUCAAUCUGGUAUCAGAUGUCUGAGGCGUGUCUCACGCUCAAUGUGAUUCGUGAUUCAUCAGUAGAUGAGGACUCACAACUCCCCGUGGGAGUCUGGAUCCACGGCGGAGGCUUCUAUCAGGGCUCCGGCGCAGACGAGCGAUACAACAUGUCCGCAAUCGUCUCCAACGCCAAUAAAAUCGGGAAACCCUUCAUCGCAAUCACACUCAACUACCGCCUGUCCGCCUGGGGCUUCCUAAGCUCCCGCGAAGUCGCAGAAAGCGGCAACACGAACCUCGGCCUCCGCGACCAACGUCUAGCCCUGCACUGGAUCCGUGAGAACAUCGCCUUCUUCGGCGGCGACCCCGAUAAAGUCACCAUCUGGGGCGAGUCCGCCGGCGGCAUGUCAGUGGGCUACCAUCUCACCGCGUAUGGCGGACGAGACGACCAUUUAUUCCGCGGGGCGAUCAUGGAAUCCGGCGGGUCGGUAUCGGCCAGUCCACUUCGUGAUGAGGCGUUGGAUCAGGAUGCGUUUGAUGCGCUUGCCAAGGAGGUUGGGUGUGACGGAUCUGGGUCUGGGGAGGGGGUGCUGCAGUGUCUGAGGGAGGUGUCGUUUGAGAAGUUGAAUGAGGCGCUUAAUGGAACGGGGGGUGAGUCAGCGUAUUGGUUCCUGCCAGCAAUUGAUGGGGAUUUUAUUAGGAAGAGGGGGAGUUUGUCGUUGGGGGAGCAUGAGUUCGUGCGGGUUCCUAUUAUCUCUGGGACGAAUACGGAUGAGGGGACGUCGUUUGGGCCGACGGGGAUUAACACAACUGAGCAGUUCUACGCCUACUUGACAGGCAACCAAUCGGACCCAUCCCUCCCCCCCGCCGUCGCUCGAAACAUCCUAACCCUCUACCCGGACGACCCCUCGCAAGGCAUCCCAGCGUACCUCGGUGACGCCAGUAUCGUCUCCAAGGGCCUGCAAUGGCGCCGCACAAAUGCCUACACCGGCGACUACAUGAUGCACGCGAACCGCCGACGGCAAUGCACCGCGUGGGCCGAGACCUCCACACCAGCCUACUGCUACCGCUUCAACAUUCGCAGCGCCGACGUGUCAUACAUCUCUGGCUCAGCGCAUUUCGAAGAAGUCGCAUUCGUAUUCAACAACAUCGCAGGACUGGGAUAUCACUACGGAAAGCCGUUUACGGCAGAUACGCCGGAGAGUUGGGUACGGCUUAGUGAAAUGAUGGCGAGUAUGUGGGCGGGGUUUAUUUAUGAGUUGAAUCCGAAUGCCAUUGGGUCGUAUUCUGGGGAUUCCGUGAGGUGGGAUGGGUAUUGUGAUGGGAACGAAGUGGAUAUUUUGUUUGAUGCGAAUGCGAAUGCGACGACGAGUCGGAUGGAGGGGGAUACGUGGCGACAGGAUGCGAUUGAGUAUAUUAAUUCGAUUGCUGAUGUGUAUGAGCGGUAG